AUGAAAGAAAAAAUAUGGUUGGUUUUCGGAGAUUUUGGAUUCAAUCACUUCCUUGCAUUAACUUGGGCUUCAUUCUGGGCAACUCUUUUCACCUUACCUUUGGAUAAUGUCCAAACCAGAGUUCUUAAGGCUUUCCCAGAUCCCUCUAAAAAUAGAUUAAAUUACUAAAAUUAUUUGGAUGUCUUUAAGCAAAUCUUCUUCUAUGAAAGAAUCCAUGGGUUUUAUGCAGGUGCUGUCCCCUACUAUGGCAAAAUGUUCUUAACUGCUUGGUUAACAUGCACCUUAGUCAAUGGAGUCAUGGACAGUCAAAAGAGAGCUGCAGGAUUGGAAGAAUGGCAAAUUUGAUUAAAUAUAAAUCAAACACAAUUAUCAUAAUAAUUCUUCUUAGUUA
Messenger RNA from Paramecium tetraurelia, 391 nucleotides. RefSeq lists its product as uncharacterized. The transcript has 2 exons. The record is from RefSeq and is a predicted model, not a curated record. Lineage: Eukaryota; Ciliophora; Oligohymenophorea; Peniculida; Parameciidae.